Molecule: messenger RNA, 3318 nt
Organism: Brienomyrus brachyistius
Lineage: Eukaryota; Metazoa; Chordata; Actinopteri; Osteoglossiformes; Mormyridae
Gene: tmc6b
Product: transmembrane channel-like 6b
Exons: 20
Coding region: 410-2845 (811 amino acids)
Cellular component (GO): plasma membrane
Molecular function (GO): mechanosensitive monoatomic ion channel activity
Source: RefSeq, a predicted model, not a curated record
UUAAAAACAAUAUAUGCCCCUAUGAAUAGGGCUGUACCAUUGUCUAAAAAAGUACUUUUACAGGGUACUCGUUCCGCUUCAUUAUUGUGCGUAGGGGUGAAACCUUUAGGAAACGUCGCUGAAACUUAACUACGAAUGCUGUGUUUUAUGCAUAUACGCCCACCAGGCUUUCUGCAUAGUUCGAAGUUAAACAUCCAGGCACUAUUGAUCAGGUCGUGCUAUGCCCCUCCCCCACGGGGCACAAUGGUUCGUUCCCGUCGUUUAGCUUUCCGAACUUGAAGCCCCGAAGUAGAGAGGAGCGGCGCACCGUGGGCGGCCGGUGUGGGAGUCUCUCUUCGCGGAUCGGGCAUGACUGGCAGCAGAGGCACGGACGGCACCCCCUGAAGCGCCUCCACGGAGCAGCGGCGACAUGGCCCAUGCUGUGAGCUUUGACGCCCUGGAUCCCAUGGCGGAGAGCCCGGUGGAUGAAAACCAGGUGCACUCCUCCUUCUACCAGCUGAUCAAUGAGCAGAGCCACCUAGAGGAGGGGCUGGCGGAGGAGGGGCUGGAGUUGGAGGGGCUGGAGUCGGAGGGGCUGGCGGAGGAGGGUCGGGAUGCUGUGGGCUACCUACCAGGCCCGUUGGCACCACUGCUGGACCAGCCGUGGUCCGCCGCCACUCUCAGGGUGCUGUCGGCCAUGCCGAGCCGAACCAUCGGCCGGAGUCGGGGGGCCAUCCUAUCGCAGUACUACAACCGCACCCUUCAGCUACGCAGGCGGCGCUCCACCCGGCCCACCCUGCAUGACUUCUCCCGCACGGUGCGGCCCAGCAUCCGCGGCUACCGCAUAGAGACCGACUCCGGAGACGAGAACAGGAGGGACCAGCUGGUGAACAACCUGCAGAUCCUGCCGGCCAGCGAUCGCAUGCGCAUGCUGCGGGCCAUGCCGAUCAGCCUCGCCGAGAAGAGCGAGCUGAGGAGGCAAGCGUUAUGUUACAAGGAGGGACAGACAUCCCUCAGCGGACAGAUUCCCUGCUGCAGCAACCUCAAGUACUACGUCAUCAUCGCCCUGCGGCAGGGCUGGUACAGCUGGCUCUCCGUGCUGCACUCCCUGCAGCCAUGGAAGAUGGCGCUGAAGCGUGUGAGCGGCCGCUUCGGCACGGGCGUGCUGUCCUACUUUGUCUUCCUCCGGACCCUGCUGCUCUUCAACGUCCUGCUCCUCUUCAUCAAUGGCUUCUUCCUAGUCAUCCCACAGGCAGUUCACCCCCCACUCCUCACCAGCGCCCCCGUGAAAUUCACAGGGCUGGAGCUCGUCACCGGAGCUGGACGCUUUUCCAGCUCUGUGAUGUAUUACGGUUACUACACCAACUCUGCUCUGAUGGGAAGCUGCCAGCAGAACAGCACAGGGGCCCUGAGUCCUCAGUGCGCCUCCGAAACCUUUGGCCUGGACUACAAAAUGCCGCUGGCCUACUUCUUCACCGUCGGUAUUGCCUUCUUCAUCACCUGCAUCAUCCUCGUUUACAGUAUGUCAAAAUCGUUUGGGCAGAGUUUCCGUGUGGACAAACCACAGGGCAGCCUGGCCCUCAAGGUCUUCUGCUCCUGGGACUUCAGGGUCAUCAAGAAGACGUCCAUGAAGCUGCAGGCCGAGAAUAUCAGCACACAGCUCAAGGAGCUGCUGUCGGAGCUGAGCUGUCGGCAGGAGCGCCGGGGCCUGGCACAGAGCUUGGCGCGGCACCUCGUGCACCUUCUCGCCUGGCUCAUGUGCAUCGGCAGCACCGUGGCCUGCAGCCUUGCUGUCUACUACUUCUCAGAGUACCUGCACAAGAAGUGGGUGGCAGAACAUGGCCCGCUAGAGGAGGCCAGCCCGCUGGAGGAGGCCAGCUUGCUGGCGCUGCCUGUGGUCGUGUCCAGCUUCAACCUUCUGCUGCCCGGAUUCUUCAACACCGUGGCCUGGAUGGAGCAGUAUGACUCGCCCAGCGUGCUCACCUACGUCUCCAUCUUCAGGAACCUCUUGCUGAAAGUGUGCCUCCUAGUGGUGCUGUGCUACCAUUGGCUGGGCCGGAUCGCCGCUGGUCCAAAAGAGUUAAAACUGAAGUGCUGGGAGAGUUUUGUGGGCCAGGAGAUGUAUCGCUUCCUCAUCAUGGACUUCAUCUUCACCAUGCUGGACACCUUCUUUGGAGAAUUCCUCUGGAAGAUUUUCUCCCAGAAGGCCCUGAAGAGGAAGAGGAAGCCCGUGUUUGACAUCGCUCGGAAUGUCCUGGAGCUUAUCUAUGGACAGACACUCGCCUGGCUGGGAGUGUUGUAUGCCCCCCUGCUGCCUGCUGUUCAACUCAUCAAACUUCUGCUGCUGUUCUACAUGAAGAAGACCAGCCUGAUGAUGAACUGCCAGGCCCCCCGUAAGCCCUGGAGAGCCACCCAGAUGACCACCUUCUUCAUCAGCCUCCUAUGCUUCCCGUCCUUCGUGGGGGCGGCCGUGUCCGUCACCUAUACCAUGUGGACGAUUAAGCCCUCGGAGCAGUGCGGACCUUUCCAGAACCUGACCACCAUGUUCCAGUCAGGAAAGCUGUGGGUACAGCAGUUGGAAAAGCAGAAUCCCAGGCUGGCCUGGCUUGCCUGGGUGCACGCCUACCUGGUGGAGAACCCGCUCUUUCUCUUCGUGUCUGCCGGAAUCUUCCUGGUUGUCAUUUAUUUCCACACCCAAGUGGUCGACGGUCAGCGGAAGAUCAUCGACCUCCUGCAGGAGCAGAUCGAGAAUGAGGGGUUCGACAAGAAGUUCCUCAUCACCAAGCUGCAGGCUAUCCACGAGCAGAAACGUCCACGGCAGAGACCGAAGGCGGCAGGAAGUGAGGGCUCUGAUGUGGACGAGUGACGCUCUGCCCCACGUGCCGACCUCUGCCUGUUUGUGAUCACAGUUGCUAAAUGUGACCUUCUCCCCUCUUGUGAGGAGGACUCAGGACUGCCCCCAACAGGCCAGCAAAAUCUCAUCAGAGACCGAAAUGUACUUUUUUUCAAAACUGACUUUUUGAGCAACUGCGUUUUCCAGGACUAAAAUCAGUCCCCAUGUUACCUCUCAUUUCCCUUUUAUUCUUUAGAAUAGAAGUAGUGACCUGGUACAAUUUCCACUAGAGGGGGACAGUGAGUGAGACAUUUUAUAUACCUUAAUGGAUAUUUUGUAAAUGUGACUACUGAACAUUGAGCUGUUUCAGUACCAUUUAUAGUUUUAUGUUGUAUGUUUUUUUUAGAAUACUGUGAAUUGUACAUAAAUGGUGUUUUUCCUUCUGUAAAAAUAAAUCAAUGUGUUUAUUUGAUGAGAGGAAAAUAAAAGGGUGAACUGUUGGUGAA